AUGAACAGUUCAUCCCCUUCUCACGCGCGUGCACCUCCUCCUCCAUUCGCCCCGCUCCCCUCCCUCUCCACCGCGCCGCCGGCUCCUUCCCUUCUGCCCUGCUCUCCACCGCGCCGCCUCCUCCUCCCCUUCACCGUUCCCUCCAGCGGCAGGCACAGGGAGACGACGGCGGCGCUCGAUUUGAUCUGCCCCGCUCCCCUCCCUCUCCACUGCGCCUCGGCCUCGGCCGCCCCGUGCUCUGCCGGCGCCCGUCGGCCUCGAUCCGGCCUCGGCAGGAGAGCUCGCCCUCGAGACAGGAGGAGGGGAGCAGCAGGAUACAUGAGCAUGGCCUUAUUCUCGCGCUGCAGCCGCUGGCCUUGUCCUGCUCGAGGAGGAGGAGCAGCAGGAGGGGCGCACCCAGCCACCAAGGUAGCCGCCAUCGAGGGCUUCUUACACCUGAACCUCGACCUCCACGGCGCUGGCGUCCAGCCACUCGAGUUCAAGGGAAGGAGAGGAGGAUGACACCCAGACAUGGAGAGGAACAGCAGCAACUCAAGGUUUUUUCUCCUCCACACCUCCCUAUGCCCCUCUCUCGUUUCUAUGUGCUGUUUUGUUCAAGGUUUGCUGUUUUGUUUGCUCCUACGGAUGCUAAUGUGGCUGCCAUAUCUGUGCCAAGCAGUGCCUGCUUGUAUGACUUGUUGUAUUCAUCGUUAUUAUAACGUUGGUCAAGAUUAAUAAGGCUUAGGAGCAU
Messenger RNA from Triticum aestivum (bread wheat), 730 nucleotides. RefSeq lists its product as uncharacterized. The record is from RefSeq and is a predicted model, not a curated record. Bases 1 to 501 code for a protein of 166 amino acids. NCBI's taxonomy places the organism in Eukaryota, Viridiplantae, Streptophyta, Magnoliopsida, Poales, Poaceae. The transcript is spliced from 2 exons.